Molecule: messenger RNA, 273 nt
Organism: Scutellospora calospora
Lineage: Eukaryota; Fungi; Glomeromycota; Glomeromycetes; Diversisporales; Gigasporaceae
Source: the annotation of a GenBank genome assembly
ACAAUCAUCGAGAAUCAUAUAGAAAAUAUAAUUUUAGAGAGAUCAAGUAAAGAGGAGUUAAUAGCAGAUUUAUUAGAUCCUAAAGCUAAUGAUGAAAUUAGUGAUGAUAAAGAAAUUAGUAAUGAUGAUGAAGUUAAUAGUGAUGACUUUAAUAAAGAAGUUAGUAAUAAUGAAGAAAUCGAUGAUAAUAAUUUUGAAGAAAUUAAUGAUGAUAAUUUUGAAGAAAUUAGCAAUAAUAAUUUUGAAGAAAUUGGCAAAAAAAUUUUUAAUUAG